AUGCGGAAUUUGUUGUGUAAUCUCGGUCUUCUCCUUUCCAUCUACGGAAUAGCCCUUGCUGACGAUGAACAACCUCGUUAUUUUGCAAGUACCGGCGAUGAUGCUGCAAAGGACCAGAAAUUCGGCGCCCUUUUCAUCCAAACGAUGAGAAACGUUAUCAAAGAGCCCUGUGAGGUUAUUGGGAUUCUGUUCCAACCCAAUUUUGUGAUUGUUGGUUGCAACGGCACAUACUCGAAAGGUGGGUUAAUUGAGAUUAUCACUAUUAUCAAUAAUCUGAUUUCAGAGAAGCUGAUUCAAUACUUGGAACUUCCAUAA
Caenorhabditis remanei is the source of this 315-nucleotide messenger RNA. RefSeq lists its product as uncharacterized. Bases 1 to 315 code for a protein of 104 amino acids. The transcript has a single exon. NCBI's taxonomy places the organism in Eukaryota, Metazoa, Nematoda, Chromadorea, Rhabditida, Rhabditidae. The record is from RefSeq and is a predicted model, not a curated record.